AUGGAUCUCUUAAACCAUCAACAACCAAACACUCAACCUAGUGUAGAUAUCUCUGCGUCGAAUGUCUCUUUGUUCGGUCCUUGGUCUGAAGAAGAAAACGUUGAAGCCCACACUGUGGAGUACCGUAAAAAGAGAAGGAAGUGGACACCAACAGAGGAUCAGGUGCUCAUCAGUGCUUGGUUGAACACCUCCAAAGACCCUGUAGUUGGGAAUGAGCAAAAAACCAUUGCGUUUUGGAAAUGCAUUGCAGCUUAUUUUGCUGCAAGUCCCAAGCUAUCUGGUUUGCAAACGGGAGAGCCUACUCAUUGCAAACAAAGGUGGGGGAAGAUCAAUGAGGGCGUCUGCAAGUUCGUUGGCUGCUAUGUUACGGCAACAAAAGAGAAAUCAAGUGGCCAGAACGAGAAUGAUGUAAUGAAACUGGCUCAUGAGAUUUACUUCAAUGACUACAAGGCGAAGUUUACCCUUGAGCACGCAUGGUUGGAGCUGCGACACGAUCAGAAAUGGUGUGGCGCAUCUACAACUAAAGAUAAGGUGCAGUCAAAAAGGAGGAAGUUAGAUGAGCACUCUGCACAAUCAUCAACUUUUGUGGCUGGAGAGGAUGAUCAAUCCAAGCGCCCCAUUGGAGUUAAAGCGGCAAAGGCGAAAGGAAAAAGGGCUGUGAUCAAUGCAACGAAGUUGGAUGAGGAAGAAAAGGAGUUGCAGAGCAUCUGGAGUAUUAGAUAG
Messenger RNA from Brassica oleracea var. oleracea, 723 nucleotides. Its product is annotated as glutathione S-transferase T3-like. The record is from RefSeq and is a predicted model, not a curated record. The transcript has a single exon. The coding region runs from base 1 to 723 and encodes 240 amino acids. NCBI's taxonomy places the organism in Eukaryota, Viridiplantae, Streptophyta, Magnoliopsida, Brassicales, Brassicaceae.